Messenger RNA from Colias croceus (clouded yellow), 3435 nucleotides. RefSeq names its product vacuolar protein sorting-associated protein 18 homolog (gene dor). Gene Ontology annotation, cellular component: endosome; HOPS complex. The transcript is spliced from 9 exons. Bases 213 to 3128 code for a protein of 971 amino acids. Gene Ontology annotation, biological process: intracellular protein transport; endosome to lysosome transport; organelle fusion. NCBI's taxonomy places the organism in Eukaryota, Metazoa, Arthropoda, Insecta, Lepidoptera, Pieridae. The record is from RefSeq and is a predicted model, not a curated record. Gene Ontology annotation, molecular function: protein-macromolecule adaptor activity; protein binding.
UGAUUGUGAUUUUGAUUACUCCCUUCUUACUUCUUGCCUUAUUAUUUUUCGGGAAUGAGUUUUCUUACAUUUAAAUAAAAAUUGUACGGUGUUAAUUUAAAGAAGAAUAACUUUUGGGCAUUUAAGAGUGUGUUUUGUAAAAAGAAGAGAGUCCUUCAUCCUAUAUGUUGAGUUAAUAAGGAUUUUCACUCCGGGUUCAGAAAAUAAACAAAAUGACAUCGAUAUUCGACCAGUACGAGCAGGCUUCGCAGGUUUCUCAGCGGCCUGUAACAGUAUCAGAUCAAAUGACCUCUUCUGGAUACAUAAACAUGCAAUUAGAAGAUAACACGCCGUUGUUUUCUAAACAGAAAAUGAAUUUUAACCCAUCGGAUUUGAUCACUCAUGUCGCAGUUUCUAGCGACUAUUUAGUAUUGGCGAUGGCGAAUGGGAAGCUAUUUAGAUUGGAUUUAAAGAUGCCAGAUCAACAUGAAGAAAUCCAGUACACAAAAAGUGUGCAACCAAAUUCGAAACUAACAUCAAUAUUCCUCGAUCCACUCGGACACCACUUGCUUCUGGCAUUCGCGGCUAGAAACAAAGACGGGAGUCCGGAACUAGUGUAUCUACAUCGUAAGAGUAAUAAACUGAAGUCUGUGAGUAAAUCACGGAACUAUGAGGUGACAGAAGUCGGGUGGAAUUAUGAGAAUAAGUCGACAACUACCACUGGUCCGAUAUUGUUGGGAACCUCGCAGGGGCAUAUUCUUGAAAUGGAGUUGGAGGCAGAGAGCGACAAGAUGUUUACUGCCAGCCAGCAGUAUUGGAGACAGAUUUUCGACAUCGGUAAAGGCGCGGACACACCGAUCACGGGCAUCCAGUUCCACAGAGUAAACAAUACAAGCAAAUUCUUUAUAUUUGUCACUACGCCGACUCGUCUCUACCAGUUCAUAGGACAUGCGAUGUAUUCGGACGAGAAGCCGUCUCUACAGUCUAUAUUCCAUUCGUAUCUCACAACACCAGAGACGGGGUUUCAGGAAAUACCAUCUACGCUGAAAUAUUCCAAAUUGCAGUUCUAUUUUGAUAAGAAUAGCAACCCCAAAACGUUUGCUUGGCUCACCGAACCUGGGAUUUUUUAUGGACAGUUGGAUCCAACUUCACAACAAAAUUCCAACUCUCUAUUUACGCAAAGCGAAUUAAUCAACUAUCCAUCUCACAAAGACGGCAAAGAGAAUACACCUCUCUCCUUUGUGUUAACCGAAUUCCACGCUUUACUCAUGUAUUCCGACAGAGUAAAAGCUGUAUCACUUCUGAACCAAGAAUUGGUUUACGAAGACAGAUAUUCCGAAAUCCACGGCAAAUUGAAAAACAUUGUAAAAGAUCCAGCAAGACGAACCAUUUGGGCCGUCACAGACAAAGCAGUAUUUCGCUACAAAGUUAAUAAGGAAGAAAGGAAUGUGUGGAGGAUAUAUUCUGAUAAAGAACAGUUCGAUCUGGCGAAAGAAUAUUGCCAGAAUAACCCCGCAUUCAUCGAUAUUAUUAACGUAAAACAAGCUGAUUUGCUAUUCGCUAAGGGAGAUUACGAUAAAAGCGCAGAGGUAUUCGCGGAAACACAGAGCAGUUUCGAGACCAUCUGUCUCAAAUUUCUCGAAGUAGAUCAAGUAAAUGCGCUAAAAGUGUACUUGGGCAAGCGAUUAGAAGCCUUAAACGAUGAUGAUAAGACUCUAAUUUCUAUGAUUGUGAUCUGGAUGACUGAGCUGUACUUAUCUCAGCUCGGAUCGUUAAGGCGGUCAGGGAAAGAAGAUUCCCAGGAAUAUCAUCAGCUGCAGAGCGAUUUUGAGGUGUUCCUCCUUCAACCGAAAGUUGUGCAAUGUAUGCAGCACGUGAAAUCAGUUGUUUACGACUUGAUGUCGUCUCACGGGGACAAACAGAACUUAAUAAAAUUGACAGUGAUAAAUGAGGACUAUGAAAAUGUGGUAGCUCAGCAUGUGUACAAGAAAUCAUUCUUGGAAGCGCUAAAUAUGCUUCAAUCGUUGAAAAAGCCGGAACUUUUCUACCAAUUCGCGCCAGUUUUGAUGGAGGAGACGCCGAAGAAUACGGUAGAUGCGCUAAUAGCUCAAGGGCCAAGAUUAAGCCCUUCGAAAUUAUUACCUGCGUUUUUAUCCUGUGAGAACGAUGAUAAACAUGCAGCAGAGAUAACUAGAUACUUGGAGUUUAUGGUGCAGAACUAUAAUGUGAAAGAUAAAGCGAUACAUAACUACCUUUUGACGUUGUACGUGGAAAGUGAUAAGCCGGCAUUGAAGAGGUACCUGGCGAGGCAGGGGCAAGAUGUUACUAUGGUGAACUAUGAUGUGCAUUAUGCUUUGAGAUUAUGUCGCGAGAACGGUCUCUCCGAAGCCUGUGUGACCCUCUCAGCACUACUAGGGCUGUGGGAAGCUGCGCUAGAACUAGCUCUAGAUGUUGAUGUAGCGCUGGCUAAGAGUGUGGCCGCUAUGCCUGACGAUGUUAGCACUCAGAAACGAUUGUGGCUUGGUGUUGCGGAACACAUAAUAACAAAGAACCAAGAUAUAAAGGAAGCGAUGGCUCUCCUAGAGGAAUGUUCGCUCAUCAAGAUCGAAGACAUCCUGCCGUUCUUUAGUGAUCUCACGACUAUAGACCAUUUUAGUGAACCGAUCUGUCAGAGUUUAGAGGAAUACAACAAUCAGAUAGAAGAAUUAAAAGUGGAAAUGGAGGAUGCGACAAAAUCUGCGGAAUGCGUGCGCAACGAGAUCCAGUCGUUCCGCAACCGCUCCGUGCUCGUGUCGGUGACGGACGUGUGCCGCGUGUGCGACAUCGCCCUGUUACUGCGGCCCUUCUACCUGUUCCCCUGCGCGCACCGCUUCCACACCGACUGCCUGCUCGCGCACAUGCUGCCCGCCCUGCCUCCAGCGCGUAGAAACAAACUGACAGACCUACAGCGCCAACUCGCAGUACUAUCGAACAUUGAGCUAUCUACAGUGACAUCUAGCGGGCUACCGUUACGGGAAGUGUUGAGAAACGAAAUAGACGACAUAGUGGCCAGUGAGUGUGUGCUGUGCGGGGAAUAUAUGAUAUCGUGUAUCGAUAAACCGUUCAUAGCUGAUGAGGACUGGGAUCGCGUUAUGAAGGAGUGGGAGUGAGUGUAGUGAAGGUGGUAUGGUGUUAUGCUACAGGAAAAGUGAUUUGGCUUUGAUGACCCGAAUGGCGCCAGAAUGUACUAGUUAAAAUAUAAAACCUUGUUACGUAUAUGAACAUUGUUUGUCUACUGUAUCAUCACGUAUUAUGUAUAAAUGUUUGCGUAAUCUGUAACUAGAUGGCGUUAUAUCAAAUAUAAAGGAAAAUUGCCCCAAAAUAAAUAAAAAAAUGUGUGCGUGUACUAGUGUACGCACGUAAGAAGUGAAACUUCUUUAUGACCUUAUUUUUCAAAAAAUAAUUUACUAUAUGCAA